AUGCGUACAGUUCUUCCACGAAGACGAAAAUGCAGUGGCGGAGAUGGUCCUACUGGUGUGUCAAAAAUCCGCGACCUCCAGAGCAGUAGAGUGAACGCAGUGAUCCUGCUGCGUAUGCAUACGUCCAUUACAAAUCACGAACCCUUUUUGCCUUAA
Molecule: messenger RNA, 156 nt
Organism: Echinococcus granulosus
Lineage: Eukaryota; Metazoa; Platyhelminthes; Cestoda; Cyclophyllidea; Taeniidae
Exons: 2
Coding region: 1-156 (51 amino acids)
Source: RefSeq, a predicted model, not a curated record